This is a messenger RNA of Durusdinium trenchii, 1263 nucleotides long. NCBI's taxonomy places the organism in Eukaryota, Dinophyceae, Suessiales, Symbiodiniaceae. The record is from the annotation of a GenBank genome assembly.
GAAAGUGCGGCUGCUCAGCAACCUUUCUGAAGAGGAGUUGAGAAAGAACCAGGUUGACGUGACAUCACUGCCGGCCAUUGGUCCUGCGUUUUGGCAGCAGAAGGAGACCAGUUUGAUUGCGCGGAACUUGGGCUUUUCAAGCUCAUUGAAAGGCGGAACACUGACCAUCACCAGGGAGUCCAGCAAAGAUAUCUUCGUCCGCGUGAGCAAGUGCCUUUCGGACGUUUCACUGGUGUGCCUCAAGAUGAUGUCAGCCCUUCUCUCUCUGGAGGCAUCGAUUCAUGUUUGUAACCUGCCCACCCCGGAAGCAGCUUCAGCCCCACGGGCCAAGGAGUUUGAAAGGGUGUGGCUUGGAAAUCGACGGCUGGCUGAGGGUGACAACAGGACUGGACGGCGCUUGGCCUUCAAUGUACCUUCAGCCAGCACUGCAGCCAAUGUGGUGGAAGCCAAGAUGUCUUGUGCUUCACAGAUCAAUGGGAUUAUCUCAAGUUUUUUCGCCGUGAGUCAGUAUGUGUCCGACUCCAUCUACACCUGUCCCCCACCGAACCAGGUGAAAUCCGAAUAUCGUGCCAAGUGUAGCAUGGGCAUCAGCGUUCUCGUCUCAGGAGUGGAAAAGAGCGCCGCUGCCUUGAGCGACAUCGCUGUGGAAUGCCAAGAUCCCACCAGUGGUGUGGUACCCUACUCAAAGGAGAUCCAGCCAGGUCGAAGUGAAGUUGUUUUGGCGGCAUGCCUCAACAAUAUUGGACAAGCCAUCACGUACAUUGCCAAGAUUGGGUAUCAACUCAACAGCUUGGCCACGUCGCCAGGGGUGUGUCCCAAAUAUCCCACCACCUACGAGCGAUACGUUUGUCUGGAGAAUAUCGGCUCCCUUCUGGCAGAUUUGGGACAGGUUGCCACCUACAUCUCAGCAGCGGCGUCUGGUUGUGGAUCAGCCACCUUGGUCCCUUUCGCUUGCUCCUCUCGCUUGGCUGCCACGAUUACCGGUCUCUUUGAUGCUGUCCAAGGGAUUGGUGCCACGUUGGCCUGGUGCAAUGUCCCCGGGAUCCUCCAGAAGAAUAUCUCAGCACAAGCCAGCGAGCUCGAGGAGCAGAUCAAUGACGCGGUGUAUAAGCACACGAUCCAGUUGGGCAAAUCAUAAUCCCACAGCAAAAGAUCGGGGACCAUAAUCCCCGAAAGAAUUCACUCCGAAAUAGGGGUCUCUGGGAGAUGUCAUGUGACGAUUUUAGCAUUUGCUGGGUUUUCCUCCAGUAGAGGCCUAAAAGC